Messenger RNA from Pararge aegeria (speckled wood butterfly), 2536 nucleotides. RefSeq names its product 26S proteasome non-ATPase regulatory subunit 5-like. The record is from RefSeq and is a predicted model, not a curated record. The transcript is spliced from 11 exons. Gene Ontology annotation, biological process: proteasome assembly. Gene Ontology annotation, molecular function: zinc ion binding; nucleic acid binding. Lineage: Eukaryota; Metazoa; Arthropoda; Insecta; Lepidoptera; Nymphalidae. Gene Ontology annotation, cellular component: cytosol.
CAAUUUCUAGCUGUCAGAUGUCAAUUGUCAUUUCGGUACGGUUUCUGGUUCUGGGUUAUAAAAUAAACGAAUAUUUUUCGAUACAUUUUGUAGAUAAAAUAAAAACAUGCCUCAAUUUUUUUAAAUAAUUUUGAUUUUAUUUCUGAAUUAGUCAGUUUAAGUUAAUCUUCAUUAAAAUUAGCUCCAUUUAGAACCUCUGAAUCGACGACUGAAAUGGCGCUUCGUAUGAAAGUUGAAAAGAAAAAGGCUCAAGAGGAAAUGCGACGCUUGAUGUUAGAGCGAAAGAAUAAAGACAAAAAACCGAAACAAAUUAUAAACAAUCCACUUGCAAAAUAUAACAAUAGUGGCCAGCUUACGUGUGUUCUUUGCUCGUCCGUUGUCCGUUCAGAAAGUGUUUGGCAAGUGCAUAUAAAUAGCAAACAGCACCGAAAUAAUGUCGAGCAAGCCAAGCAGUUAAAAGAGUUAACUAAAAAUUUCACAGAUGAUAAAGUUAAGAAAAGGUUAGCUACUACAACAUUAAACACUCCACCUGAAAAGAAACCUAAAGGGAUAUUAAAAAAUUCAACUGAUAAAUUACCUGCAAAUGCACAGAAACCUAAAAAUAAUGCACCAGUAAUUUUUUCUCAUCACAAUGAAGAAGUUGUUAGGAAAAAUAUCAAUCCUGUCACUUGCGAGGGUGAAGUUAUAGAUGAGAAAACAGAAAGUACAUCACAGGAUGCAAACAUAGAUCCAUCUCUUACACAACCAAUUCCAGAAGGAUUCUUUGAUGACCCCAUCUUGGAUGCAAAGGCCCGUAAUAUUGAAUAUAAAGAUCCAGUUGAGGAGGAAUGGGAAAAAUUUCAAAAGGAAAUAAAAGAGGAAACUACCACUUCUGCAGAAAUAAUUGCUGGAGAACAAGAAGAAGCUACUGCGGAAAGACAGAUUGAUGAAAUAGAUGAACAGAUGCGAAACUGGUCAAGAGUUUUGGAUUUGGAACUAAAAAAAGAAGAAACGAAGAAAAAAAUACAAGAUAUAGAAAUGCUUAACGAAGAUGAUUAUAAUGAUUCAGAAAAUGAAGCAGAUAUUGAUGAAUUCUUGGACUGGCGAGCAAAGAAAUCAUAUUCUUAGCUUAUUAAAUUUUCUUGUGAAGUACUUAAGUUAUGCUUUGAAAAAUUUGAUACUGGAGAUGUUGUUAAAACAUACACAAGCCACAUCAUGUAUUUACUUCGCCACAACAAGGAUUGUGUUCGUAGAUUGGCAAUUGAUGAGAUCUGUAAAGUUGUGACAACUGAUCCAACCUUAUUGCCUGUUCCACAAUACAUUGAUGUGUAUGUAGCUGUUGGACAAAUGGUUACUGAUGAAGACAUAGGUGUAGCUAACAAAGCAGUACUAAUUACCUCUAACUUAUCAGCUGAAGCAUACCCUAGAGUACUUGAUGAAAUGAAAAUAGCAUUGGAAGGAAACACUAGUAGCAAAUGCAAUGCAUAUGAGGUGAUAAUCAAAAUUUCAACAAGGUCACAUAGUAUAUUUGAAAUAUGUGUUGCACAAGGAUACUAUGACUUCAUGGUGAAUGAAUUACAGACUGACGAUGUAUUAUAUCAGUUGAAUAUUUUAGAAUUAUUAUCACUAUUGGCAAUAAAACCUCAUGGGAUCGCCUUUCUUAUCAAACAAGGAACUUUGCAAAAGAUUUCAGAAUUAGUAAGAGAUCUGAAGAAUAAUCCACUUGGAGGCCUUUUAACACCAGGUUAUUUGAAGUUCUUUGGUUGCAUUGCAUAUCAUUAUCCAAAGGAGAUGUUCCAGAAAUACCCUGCAUUAUUGGAGUUACUAUUUGAUGCGUUAGAGUUGGAUGAUCUUGCAAUUUUACCAGUUGCUCUUGACACGCUUGGAUUCAUAGGAACAAGACGUGAAGGAAAAUUGUGCUUAGUGGCCUUAGGAAGCAAAUACAUACAAAUUAUCGACAAGCUUGGUGGUAUGAUUAAAAAUAGUCGGAUGGAAAUAAAAAUUCGCGCUAUACAUUGCAUGUCAAAUCUUAUCUGUUUAGAUAAGGAUCCAACACCAAACAAUGAUCCAGUUGAUCAAAGAAUAACAUUGAUGACAAGAGAAUGGUUCAGAAGUUUAAGUAAAGAACCUGGGCCUAUGGAAACAAUGUUUGAAAUUUGUAAAAAUCCAUUUCAAGACAUACAAUUAGCUGGUUUAACUUUGCUGGAUGCAGUUUGCCAACAUCAGUGGGGAGAAGAAAUGGUAGCGAGGGUUGCAGGAUUUAUGGAAUAUCUUUUGGAUCGUUCAGUUGUUUUGACAAAGCAGUCAAAGGAAGCUAAAUAUGACAUUAUAAAACGCUUAUCACAAUCUUCAGCUUUUGAUAAUAAUAUUAUUAUGAGACUUAAAACUUAUGUGGAACAAGGACCUUUCUACUCUGAAUCAACACUGCAAGUUGCGAUGGAGGAGGAAUGAAGGAAAUACCUUUCUGCAGUUAUAAUCAAAUUUAGCUGCUUUACGUUUCGUACCUGUUGACUUUCCACCAUACUUAGUUGCCAAAUUAUCAAGAAAUGAAUCCAUU